Pezoporus flaviventris is the source of this 3179-nucleotide messenger RNA. Its product is annotated as cadherin-19-like. Gene Ontology annotation, biological process: cell morphogenesis; calcium-dependent cell-cell adhesion; homophilic cell-cell adhesion. The coding region runs from base 246 to 2579 and encodes 777 amino acids. The record is from RefSeq and is a predicted model, not a curated record. The transcript is spliced from 12 exons. Gene Ontology annotation, cellular component: plasma membrane; catenin complex; adherens junction. NCBI's taxonomy places the organism in Eukaryota, Metazoa, Chordata, Aves, Psittaciformes, Psittacidae. Gene Ontology annotation, molecular function: calcium ion binding; cadherin binding.
UGUUCAUAGUUUUACUGAGGGCACCCAAAAUAGCAUGCAGUAAGCAGAGAGUCUGCAAAACUAAAGCAGAAGUGACUUAUACUGGCAGGAAACUGUAACUCCUAAAGCUUUCCAAGGAUCUGUGAAGAGAACUGCUUACUUCUCUGCAUCAGAUGUUUAAUUCAACUUUUACAAUACCUAUAUCCUUAAACCUAGAAGGCCCUGGGGUUACACAGAUGAAGAUUGAUUGAAAAAAAGAGUUCAGAAUGAAUUUCUCUGAAUAUCUAUCUCUCACACUGAUGCUGGUUCAACUUUGGCCUUGCUCUCCAAGCAUGCAGAACUGCUUGGCUCAAAACACAUAUCAGUCUUUCACAGCAGUUCGAAGAGUGAAACGUGGCUGGGUGCGGGAGCCACUUUUCGCAACUGAGGAACAGACUUCAGUGGUGCCCGUGUAUGUUGGACAGGUGCAAUCAAAUUUAGAGCAGGAUGGCAAAAUAAAAUACACUUUGACUGGGGAGGGAGCUGGAAGCAUUUUUAUCAUUGAUGAAGAUAACGGCAAAAUUUACGUGACACAAAAGCUGGAUAGAGAAAAGAAGCCCUUCUACGCUCUAAGAGCACAAGCAAUUAACACGAGCACUCAGCUUCCUGUUGAACCUGAUUCAGAAUUUAUUAUCAAGGUUCGAGAUGUCAAUGAUCAUGAACCACAGUUCUUGGGUGGACCUUACAUGGCUACUGUUCCAGAGAUGUCACCUGAAGGUACUUCAGUUAUACAGGUAACAGCUACAGACGGUGAUGAUCCUUCUUAUGGGAAUAGUGCCCGUCUACUUUACAGUCUCAUUCAGGGACAGCCUUAUUUCUCUGUGGAGCCAAAAACAGGGGUCAUCAGAAUGGCUUCACAAAUGGAUAGAGAAACAAAAGAUCAAUAUUUGGUCAUCAUCCAAGCUAAAGAUAUGGUUGGGCAAGCAGGGUCAUUUUCAGCAACAGCCACUGUUACCAUCAACCUCUCUGACAUCAAUGACAAUCCACCUAAAUUUCAACAGCGACUCUAUUAUAUGAGUGUCUCUGAAGAGGCUCCUGUGGGCACUACUGUAGGCAAAGUCUUCGCAGAAGACAGUGACAUAGGGGAGAAUGCAGCCAUGAGCUAUUCCAUUGAAGGAGAUAUUUCAGAUGUUUUUGACAUCAUUACUAACAAUAAGACUCAAGAAGGUAUCAUCUUAUUGAAAAAGAGAGUGGAUUAUGAAAGUAAGAGGAGAUACAAUAUUGGAGUAAAAGUUGUAAACAGGUACAUUGAUGACCGUUUUCUGAAAGAAGGACCGUUUGAAGACAAAACUAUUGUCAAAAUUAAUGUGGAAGAUGCUGAUGAACCUCCAGUUUUCACCAUGGAGAAUUAUGUGAUGGAGAUUGCUGAAGGGUCUGCGAGUGGUUCACUGGUGGGAGUUGUAACUGCUAGAGAUCCAGAUGAUGAUGAUUCCCCAAUCAGGUACUCUAUUGUCCAUGGCAUGCAUUUAAAAAGAUUGUUCAGCAUCAAUGAACACAAUGGAACAAUCAUUACAACUAAACCUCUGGACCGAGAGGUAACUUCUUGGCACAAUAUAACUGUUACAGCCACAGAAACAAGAAAUCCUGAAAAAAUUUCAGAAGCAAAUGUGUAUAUCCAAGUUCUUGACAUUAAUGAUCAUGCACCGGAAUUCCCUAAAUAUUAUGAAACGUUUGUUUGUGAAAAUGCAGUUUCUGGCCAGCUACUUCAGAGCAUCAGUGCAGUGGAUCAAGAUGACUCAGCAGAAGGUCACCAUUUUAACUUCUCAUUGGCUCAGGAGGUCACAAACAACUCACUUUUUACUGUCAAAGAUAAUCAAGAUAACACAGCUGGAAUUUUCACAGCAAAAAGUGGCUUCAGGAGGCAAGAACAGUUUUUUUACUACUUGCCGAUCUUAAUUCUGGAUAAUGGAACCCCACCACUGACAAGCACAAAUACUCUCACUGUUACUGUCUGUGACUGUGACACCAAAGUUAAUACCUUCUACUGUCGAUAUGGAGCUUUCAUGUACUCCAUGGGUCUCAGCACUGAAGCUUUAGUUGCUGUUUUGGCUUGCAUAUUGAUACUCCUAGUGUUCUUUUUGGCCAUUCUAGCCAUAAGGCAGCAGAGGAAGAAGUCUCCCUUUUCAGAGAAAAUUGAAGAAGUCAGAGAGAACAUUGUCAGAUAUGACGAUGAAGGAGGUGGCGAGGAGGACACAGAAGCCUUUGAUAUUUCAGCACUGAGGACCCGCACUGUCAUUAGAACGCAUAAACCUCGGAAGAAGGUUACCACAGAAAUCCACAGCCUCUACAGACAGUCUCUGCAGGUUGGCCCUGGCAGUGCUAUCUUCAGGCAAUUCAUCUCAGAGAAGCUUGAAGAAGCGAAUACAGAUCUCAGUGUUCCCCCAUAUGACUCACUUCAGACCUAUGCAUUUGAGGGGACUGGCUCUUUGGCAGGAUCCCUCAGCUCUUUAGAUUUGAACAUGUCAGAUGCAGAUCAGAGUUAUGACUACCUUAGAGAGUGGGGACCUCACUUUAAAAAUCUUGCAGUCAUGUAUGCUUCCCAUAGAAGUGUGGGGGAUUAGUUACUCUUUCAUUUGUUGCUUUGUUUUCCUAAAUCUCAGCAACCAAAAUAAUAGUGGAUUUUUAAAAAGAAGAUCAUCCCACAUUUAAGCAUGAAAAUAAAUGCCCAAAUGUUCUUCCUGGAAAGUCUUGGAUGUAGAGAUCUUUUUGAAAAUCACACCAGGCAUCUCUUGAGGUGAGGGUAUGGAGACUCACAUUUGAAAAUCUCAAGGCUAUUUAGGUGACUGAAUGUAAACUGUGCAGCUAUCUAGAUGGAUAUCUAGACUCCAUUCUGGAUACUGAAAAAUAAUGGACCCUGGAAGUGCAAAAGGAGUAGAAGCCAUACAUAGAUAUUGUAAAUAUUCUGUCAUGCACAAGCUUUAAACUGUUUCCAAAGUUAAGACAGAUUUUUGCUGUUGCACUUGAAUAUAUUAACCAAAGUUAAACAUGUGUAUUUAUAUAAUGCUUCAUUAUAUAAAUAUAAUUCUGUGAAAAAAUAGACCCUAGAUAUUCUAACACCAUUAUCAGAAUUGCUCACAGAAUCGCCUAUUGUUCUUAAGAUGAUAAAACUAAAACAAAUGUGUUUUCCUAUAGUGUAAAAAUAAAGACCUAUUACAACAUCA